Daphnia magna is the source of this 929-nucleotide messenger RNA. RefSeq lists its product as uncharacterized. The record is from RefSeq and is a predicted model, not a curated record. NCBI's taxonomy places the organism in Eukaryota, Metazoa, Arthropoda, Branchiopoda, Diplostraca, Daphniidae. The coding region runs from base 221 to 805 and encodes 194 amino acids. The transcript has 3 exons.
GAACUAGAUUCCGGUCACGUGGAAAUGGUCAAUACAAAAUCAUACAUCUGGCGGUGGUGAGUGUCAUCUCGACUUGAGUGCUCUCAACGUGAUGUCGUGGAAUCUCUCGACAACUGCGUCAAAUACUGAGGUGUUGAAAACAAACUUACGAGGAAUCACGUUCUGCGUUGGUCGCAUGCCAGAAUUGUGAACAAAGGCGUUGGACGGCGAGACCCACAAAAUGGCCAACAUAGUCGCACGUGCAAAUCUUCCCCAACUAUUGUUAAUAAUAACAAUUUUGACUUAUUUGGAGCGUGAGUUCGCCCAUGCAGCCAAUGAAGGAGAUUUUUCUCGAAAGAUCCAUCAGGAGAGUGGCAAGAAUUUGGUUCCCGAUUGGAAGUGGACCUUGAACAAACCGAACAAAUUAGACUUUGAAGAAUACUUUGGCGUAGUCCGCAGGACGCUUGGCGUUAUAGGUGCCAUUUUUACAAUCUGGAUCUUUGUUGAGACGAGGCAAAAGCCGUCCGAGAAAGAAACCACCAACGAGUUAAUCGGAGAGAUGAACUUGCAACUUGAAAACCUUAAUGUUCGUGUUGAAGAAGUGAGAAAGUCCUUACUGCACCUGUCUUGCCUCUAUGAUGCCGUCCAAGUGCAGACGAAAAGCAAAAUCGUGAGUAGAAAUUGUUUGCAAUUCAUUCAGCAAUAUCAACAUGCUGCUACUUAUGCUCCCCAAUUAGCAAACCCGUCACGCCUUGUGAUGGUUAGACAAAACAAGAAACAAAGUUCCUCGCCAACCUUGAUAGGGUGGCUUGGCCAUAAUCAGUAAUUUCAAUAAACUUAUUGCUACUAAUCACACGUCUUGUCCUGAAAUCCGGUUUCUUUCGCGCAUUAAAUUAAUUUUUUUGCUGUUGUAAAUAUUAUUGAAAAUUACAUCAAAAAUUACUUGCGAA